GGGCGAUCACCCUCUCACUGGGGAGGACGGCGUACGCCACCACCUGGACGACUGGGGAUAUCUCUGGAGGCACUCUCAGCUUAAAGGACAUCUGGCCCUCGGUCACUGAAACAGAACCAGGUUUUUAUACACAUAUUUAUAAACGUAUAUAUAAAUACAUGUGUGUGUAUUCUUCCUACUUGGUUUAUCCUGGACUUCAAUCUGUUUGGAUCCUUGCAUCACGAUGGCUCCUCUGGAUAAGACCUACAGAGUUUAAAAGAGACAGAAAAAGAAGCACUCCCUCACUGUGACGCUUCAUUCUCUUUAACAGCAGAUUCAAAGUCCUGUAUGUGUGAAACUAUUGUUUCCACCAAUGGUGAGGCACAAGGAGGCUCCUCUCAACAUACCAACUUGAGGACAUCCCUUGGACCCGAGCCACAGGUAUACAUAUGGACAGCCUGUGCCAGGCAAUGUAAAAAUUGAGUUGUUCCGACCAUUGAAGCGCAAGAGAUACAGGAUCCUUACAUCUCCAGACAGGGCCAUUGAGACAACACCCCUUCCCUACAUUGAGAUAUAACAGGCGGACAAGUCAGGAUGUUCAACUUUUGUUAUAAAGAUGUCCACUUUCACAGAACCUGAGGGGAUAUACCUACAUGACUCUCUGCACCUGACAGCCAGUGUGGAGGAGGAAGGAACAGGUAUCUCACACCAAAGUCAGAAGAGGUUGGAGAUCACCUAUGUUAUUGGAAAGUUUAUCUUUAUGGACACACCCAAGGUUUACGAGAAGGGAUCUGUCGUGGAGGGAAAAGUCAAAGCGGUACGUCACGAUGGUACACCCAUCACUAACAUGCUGGUGUAUCUGCUAGAGGGUGGUAGGUGGUCAGCUCGUCUGCUGCAGAAUGUCACAACUGACAGCGAAGGCAUCGCCAAUUUCUCCAUUAGCACAGCCGAGAUAAACAGAGACAUUCAGCUCACGGCAAGCAGCAACCCCCAUAAUAAAUAUGAAGGCCGUCGGACUCCGUUCUAUCAAACUGGAGAACACACAGUGUCACAGAUCCAACCUUUAACUCAAGAUACUAAAACGAUCAGCUCCCUGGAGGUGCAGAAGAAGGAUAAAACACUCGCCUGCGACACAGAGGAAGACAUCCACAUCAAGUUUUUUGUAGUCGGGGAAGCUCAGGGCAAAGCAGAUGUGAUGUAUCUGGUCUUAUCCAGAGGAGCCAUCGUGAUGCAAGGAUCCAAACAGAUUGAAAUCCAGGAUAAACCAAUGACCGAGGGCCAGAUGUCCUUUAAGCUGAGAGUGUCUCCAGAGAUAUCCCCAGUCGUCCAGGUGGUGGCGUACGCCGUCCUCCCCAGUGAGAGGGUGAUCGCCCACAGUGCUGAGUUCACCACCGAGAAAUGCUUCAGUCACAAGGUGUCUCUGGAGUUUUCUCCGUCCUCAGCUGUCCCAGGGGAGGAAAACACCCUGCAGGUGACCGCCCAUCCUGACUCUCUGUGUGGUCUGAGCGCUGUGGACCAGAGCGUCCUUAUCAAGGAGCCGGGGAAAACUCUGAACGUGGACAAGAUAUUCGAUCUGUUGCCUGUGACAAAAUCAACUUUUAUUCCAAAUUCAGCUGAAGACUCUUUUGGGUGCCUUCAGAUAAGAUCUAGAAGACGCGUUGUCGAUUACCCUGAACACAGCACAACAGAUAACGCUUACAAGGUUUUCCAGAACGUAGGACUGAAGAUGGCAACCAAUUUGUUUAUUCGAAUACCUUCAUGCAUCACGUUCAGAGGACAGGUAUCCCACCAAAAAUACGGCCUUAGAAAACAUUACAACCUAGAAAUACUAAAAAGUAUGAGAGUUAUUUCUGAGAGUGUGACUCAUGAUGAUGAAGAGACGGAGAGUGCACCUGUGGAGACAGUCCGCAGUUUCUUCCCCGAGACUUGGAUAUGGGACCUGGUGGAAGUUGGAGCAUCUGGAACAAAAGUCGUGCCCCUCACCGUCCCUGACACCAUCACCACCUGGGAGACGGAGGCUUUCUGUUUGUCCCCUCAAGGUUUCGGCUUGGCUCCUCGUAAAGAGCUCACCGUCUUCCAGCCCUUCUUCCUCGAGCUCAGCCUGCCGUACUCCAUCAUCCGAGGGGAGAACUUUGAGCUGAAGGCGACUGUCUUCAACUACCUGUCCAGCUGCAUCAUGGUCACUGUGACUCCAACUCCCUCCUUGGAUUACACCCUCACCCCUCUCUCAGGUGACCAGUAUACAUCCUGUUUGUGUGGCAACGAGCGCAAGACCCUCAGCUGGAUCAUGGCCCCCGCAGCCUUAGGGGAUGUAAACGUGACUAUGACCGCUGAGGCUGUGGCGUCCCACGCUUCCUGCAACAAUGAGAUUGUGAACGUCCCAGAGAGAGGUCGUAUCGACGUGGUCACAAAAUCUCUCAUAGUGAAGGCUGAAGGAACCGAGGUGACAAAGACCCACAACUGGCUGCUCUGUCCUAAAGAUGAGGCUUUGAAGGAGGAAAUAGACAUACAGCUUCCUGAUAACGUGAUUGAUGGAUCUGCUCGUGCUCUUGUUUCAGUCCUGGGUGACAUCCUGGGCCGAGCUCUGAAGAACCUGGACGGGCUGCUGCAGAUGCCGUAUGGAUGUGGCGAACAGAACAUGGCGCUCCUGGCCCCCAACAUCUACAUCCUCCAAUACCUAAAAAACACCCAGCAACUGACCCCCAAAAUCAUGGAUAAGGCGGCCAAAUUCCUGACCAGUGGCUACCAGAGACAGCUGAACUACAAACAUGCUGGAGGUGCUUACAGCACGUUUGGAACGGGGACGGGGAACACCUGGCUGACAGCUUUCGUGGUGAGAUCCUUUGCCAAAGCACAGUCCUUAGUCUUCAUCGACCCAGGAAAGAUUCAAGAGUCAAAGACCUGGCUGGAGAGCAAGCAGCGGAAACAAGGCUGUUUUGAAAAGUCGGGAAAACUCUUCAACAACAGAAUGAAGGGCGGUGUGUCCGAUGAAGUGACUCUCACUGCGUACAUAAUUGCUGGCUUCCUGGAGAUGAACUCGUCUGUUAGAAAUCCUGUGGUGAGCAAAGGCCUGUCCUGCCUCAAGGCGUCCUUGGGUGACCUCAGCAACACCUACGCCACAGCGCUGAUGUCCUACGUCUUCACCCUGGCUGGAGACAUGGAGACCCGAGGCCAGCUCCUGAGGCACCUUGACACAGUAGCAAUACGCACAGGAGGUUUCCUCCACUGGUCUCAGUCAGCGACAGACACCUCCAGCUCUCUGUCUGUGGAGAUCAGCUCUUAUGUGCUGCUGUCCAUACUCAGUGUCUCUCCUUCUACUGAAGAACUGGGAUACUCCACCAGCAUCGUCAGAUGGCUGACCAACCAGCAGAACUAUUACGGAGGAUUCUCCUCCACACAGGACACAGUGGUGGCUCUGCAGGCUCUGGCUCUCUACUCCACUCGUGUGUUCAGUCCAGAAGGUUCAACCACAGUGGCAGUCCGGUCUCCCACCGGUCAGCUGGUGUUUGACGUGAACCAGGACAACAAGCUGCUCUACCAGGAGGAGCUGCUGAAGGAUGGGACCGGAAAGUACAGCCUGGAGGUGAAGGGAACUUCCUGUGCUUCCAUUCAGAUUUCUCUUCACUACAACAUCCCAACUCCUACUGAUGGCACCAAGCUCAGGGUGGAGGUCCAACCAGAAGCCCCCUGUGGAGAUGUAUUGAUCUGGACCAAGUCUUGUCCAAAGGCACUUGUAAUAACAGUGAUGGAGUUCAGGAGAAGGUCCAGAAACUGAUGCUGUCUUGUAAGUG
Notolabrus celidotus (New Zealand spotty) is the source of this 3770-nucleotide messenger RNA. RefSeq names its product alpha-2-macroglobulin-like. Gene Ontology annotation, cellular component: extracellular region. Lineage: Eukaryota; Metazoa; Chordata; Actinopteri; Labriformes; Labridae. Gene Ontology annotation, molecular function: endopeptidase inhibitor activity. The transcript is spliced from 27 exons. Bases 596 to 3754 code for a protein of 1052 amino acids. The record is from RefSeq and is a predicted model, not a curated record.